AAUUAUCUGAACAUCAACAAGCAAACACACUUUACCAAAAGACAGAAACAGUCCUUCAUUGCAAAUACCGGUUUCAUUCGUUAUUUUAUAUACAUCCUCCUCCACCAGUAAUCAAUAUGAAAGUUCUCUAUAUUGCUAUUUUGGGCUUUACCUCCCUUGCCCUCGCGGCACCUCAAACCUAUAAUCGCCGAGAAGAGUCGAAAGAGGAGGCGACGGACCGAUUGCUCUUCGACACCAGCAUCGAGGAUUUCAUGAAGGCCCACGACGAGAAAAACCCAAGCAACUUGAUCUGGGAAGGUGACGGCUGCUCCGGAUCGCCAGACGAUCCAAUGAGGUUCAACUUCACCGCCUCCUGCUACCGUCAUGACUUCGGCUAUGGCAAUUUGAAGGAUCAAGACCGCUUCGACGAUGACAAGAAGAAGGUCGAUAAGAAAUUUAAAGAUGAUAUGAAGGAUGAGUGUGACAAAGAAGACAACGUUUUGAAGGAGGCGGCUUGCAAGGGUCUUGCAGAGCUGUAUUACAGGGCUGUCAGAGCCUUCGGAUCGAUUGCUUCAGCUGACGAGAAGGAUGAAGAGAUCAUGAAGGAGAUUGAAAAGGCCAAAGAAUGGAUUAAGAGCCUAUUCGAUUGAAAGGCUGGAAACACUGCGGCGUGUUACUCGGUGCACGGUGCAUACAAGAUGCGAGUAGAGGAACCCAUUAU
Molecule: messenger RNA, 700 nt
Organism: Aaosphaeria arxii CBS 175.79
Lineage: Eukaryota; Fungi; Ascomycota; Dothideomycetes; Pleosporales
Exons: 1
Coding region: 117-629 (170 amino acids)
Biological process (GO): arachidonate secretion; phospholipid metabolic process
Molecular function (GO): A2-type glycerophospholipase activity
Source: RefSeq, a predicted model, not a curated record